AUGGCGGACGCUCUUUCCAUUGAGCAGAACAAUAAAAUCCGAGUUGCCCUUGGGCUCAAACCCCUCCCCGUCCCUGGUGCUGACGCCACCUCCGGUCCGGUGUUUAAAGAAACAAGAGAGGGCUCUGCAUCCGAAGAAGAUGAACCCGGAAGCACUCUUGAAUCGCGACAAGCGCUUGCCUCGGAGAACUGGAAGCAACUUCAAGAUGAGGCCGAGGCGAAGCGGAGACGAGAGGCUAAAAAUGCUGCGAUCAAGAGGGCUCGUGACGCUGCUCAACGCGAUCGAAUGCUCGAAGGCCCUACACUAGGAGAGUCUGGCGAUGUGGAUAUGGAUACGAAGAGCUGGUUGCUGCAGGCGAAGAAGCGACAGAAGAAGAUCGAAAAGGAACGCGCCCUCAAACUCGCUCAAGAACUAGAGGAACGUGAACGUGCUGCGGAAUACGCCACGGCGGAUCUGGCUGGGCUGAAAGUUGGGCACGAGGUGGGCGAUUUUGAAGAAGGAGAAGAACACAUUCUUACGCUCAAAGAUACGACUAUCGAUGAGAACGAGGAGGAGGGCGAUGAACUGGAGAACCUCAAUCUGAGGGAAAAGGAGAAGGUGGCGGAGAGGCUGGAAUUGAAAAAGCGGAAACCCGUCUACGAUCCCACCGAAGAGAACACCGGAAUACUCGCUCAGUAUGACGAAGAGAUUGAAGGCAAGAAGCGGAAACGCUUCACGCUUGACGCUCAAGGGUUUACAGUCGAAGAACGAGAGGCUAAGCGACAAGAGGUAUCUGACAAGCUCAAGCAGAAUCUUGUCAGCCUCGAUCUUGGUGCAAUCGAGACGACUCCGGUUUCUGAUUACAUGGACGUGAGCGAGAUUAAGAUCAAGAAGCCGAAGAAGAAGAAGGCCAAGACAACCAGACAGAGAGUGAUUGACGAAGAUGAUAUCUUUCCUACAACUGAGUCGACACAGAACGGGGCUAUGGAUGUCGAUGCCAGCAACGGAGAGCCCGUGCCGGCUCCCCGAAAAUGGGAGAGCCGCGAGAACGUAUCCUUUGUCGAUGAUGACGAUUUACAAGCCUCUCUCACACGCCAGAGACGGGCCGCGUUCAAAAAGCGACAGAAAGUGCGACCCGAGGAUAUCGCACGACAGCUCAGAGAGGAGGAAUCGCAAACGCCAAUGGAGGCAAAGGAUGAAGAGACGGAAGAGCCUGGCUUGGUCAUAGAUGAGACAUCAGAAUUUGUUUCCAAUCUUCAGAAGCCGACCCUUCCAGAGCGCCGCGAGAGACGACGAACAACGACGCCUGCCGAGAGUGUCAAGGAAGAACCAGUCGAGGAUGACGCUGACGUGGAUAUGGAGCGUUCGUACAAUGAUAUUGAAGACGAAGAGGACCUCAAGGAACGCAUUAAAAGGGAAGAAUCUCAGCUCCAGCAAAUCUCCGGAACCGGACUGGAGGAAGAAACUACAUUGGAUCAAGGGCUUGGUGCCACAUUGAAUAUGCUCAAGCAACGCGGACUGGUCAAACCCUCCGAUGCUGUUGAGCACAACGCGCUCCUGCGGGAUCGUCAGCGUUUCCUGCAAGAGAAGACUCACCUUGAAACGGAGGCCGAGAAACGCGCUCGGCAACAGCGUGAACGCGACCGAGCCUCCGGUAAACUCGAUCGGAUGUCGGCCCGCGAGCGUGAAGAGCACGCGCGGUGGGAGAACAAGCAACGUGACCAGCAAGAUGCACGACACAUGGCGGAAGUCUUCAACCGGGAAUACAAGCCCGACGUACAGCUCAAGUACGUUGACGAAUUUGGUCGCUUGAUGAACCAAAAGGAAGCUUUCAAGCAUCUUAGUCACCAGUUUCACGGCAAGGGCAGUGGCAGGAUGAAGACUGAGAAACGGUUGAAGAAGAUCGAAGAGGAGAAGAAACGUGAGGCCAUGAGCGCUUUGGACAGCAGUCAACACACAGGUAUGAAUAAUGCUAUGGGAGCCACGGCUCGGAAAAACCGUCAGGCUGGUGUGAGAUUGGGAUGA
Messenger RNA from Aspergillus thermomutatus, 2004 nucleotides. Its product is annotated as U4/U6-U5 snRNP complex subunit SNU66. The transcript has a single exon. Gene Ontology annotation, biological process: maturation of 5S rRNA; mRNA cis splicing, via spliceosome. The record is from RefSeq and is a predicted model, not a curated record. The coding region runs from base 1 to 2004 and encodes 667 amino acids. Gene Ontology annotation, cellular component: U4/U6 x U5 tri-snRNP complex. Lineage: Eukaryota; Fungi; Ascomycota; Eurotiomycetes; Eurotiales; Aspergillaceae.